AUUCCUUUUACAUAUUAAAGAAGAAAAAGAAUCUGAAUGGUUAGUAAUGCAGAAGAAUAGGCUUGGUCACCAUCUUUAUUCUCUAGCGAGACACUACUCCAGAGUAGCUCCGCCUCCACCUGCGUAUGCUGAUCCGGUCAUCCGCGUCUCCAAUAACGUGGCUUACUUAGGCAGUCCAAAACAGGGUCCAAAGCCUCGCCAACUCCUUUCCUUGCCCCCUUUCCCUGGUUAUCCUUUGCCUGGGAAGAACUCUGCCACUGGUCGCAUCACUGCUAUCAGUUGGCUCAAAUAUUACUUCGAUGAAAUUUCAGACUCCGCCAUUCAGUCUCAUUUUAACAAGGGCCUCGUUGAGAUCGAGUCCUCAAAUCGUGGUGCAGCUGAUUCCUUCAUAGAAAGUGGUGGGCAAAUGAAACCCUUGAGAAAGAUCAAGCAUAAUGAGGUGAUGGAAGUAAGGGCAAGAGUUUGGGUACCUGUAUCGAUUGCAGAGACUCGAGUCUCCAAGAUUGACUGUAUACCGAGUGGGACUCUUCAUCCAAAUGCUGAUGAGAUUGACUAUUUGCGAAGACUUGUCAAGUACAAGGACUAUGCUAUACUUGUACUAAAUAAACCGCCCAAGCUGCCAGUAAAGGGAAGUCUGCCUGUACAUAACAGCAUGGAUGCAUUAGCAGCAGCAGCUCUGUCUUAUGAUUAUGAUGAGGGCCCUAAACUGGUGCACCGGCUUGAUAGAGAAAGCAGUGGCCUCCUCUUAAUGGGGAGAACUAAAGAAAGCAUAAAUCAUCUUCAUUGGCUGUUCAAUGACAUAAAUCCGGCAAAAUCCUCCUGUAAGGCUUGGAAUGAUGCUUGUGACGCAAAGUUUCAGCGGUAUUGGGCGUUGGUGAUAGGCACUCCAAAGGAGAAUGAAGGCUUAAUUUGUGCUCCUCUUUCGAAGAUUCUUCUUGACGAUGGUAAGACUGAGAGGGUCAUCUUGGCUCAGAAUGUGGGUUUAGAACCUUCUCAAGAUGCCAUGACCGAGUACCGGGUACUAGGUCCUAUGAUAAAUGGAUGCUCGUGGAUUGAACUGCGCCCACUUACUACCAGGAAGCAUCAGCUCCGAGUCCACUGUGCUGAAGCUCUAGGGACUCCCAUAGUUGGUGACUAUAAGUAUGGCUGGUUUGUCCACCGGAAAUGGAAGCAGAUGCCUCGAGCUGAUAUUGAACCAAGGACAGGGAAACCAUACAAGUUACGAAGGCCGGAAGGUCUGGAUGUUCAGAAGGGAAGUGUAUUGUCCAAGGUUCCCUUGUUGCAUCUGCAUUGCAGGGAGCUUGUCCUUCCAAAUAUUGCAAAGUUCCUUCCGCUGUUGAGUGAGAAUGCAGAAACCCUGCCUCCUGGACUAAGUGGCAAGCCCGAUCUCCUGCGCUUUGUAGCAUCGAUGCCUAAACACAUGAAAAUCAGUUGGAACUUGAUGUCCUCCUAUUUAGUGUAAAUUUCAACUUUGAUGAUCCCAUCUUUACAUUUAACAAUACAUUCUUAGUUCUCAUCAUUUUUCUUUCUUUC
Molecule: messenger RNA, 1533 nt
Organism: Hibiscus syriacus
Lineage: Eukaryota; Viridiplantae; Streptophyta; Magnoliopsida; Malvales; Malvaceae
Product: RNA pseudouridine synthase 3, mitochondrial-like
Biological process (GO): pseudouridine synthesis
Molecular function (GO): pseudouridine synthase activity; RNA binding
Source: RefSeq, a predicted model, not a curated record